AUAGAGAGAGGGGUAAGCGGCAGAGACAGAUUUUCCCGCGAAAACGCGUGGGUUUCCCGGCAAAUUUGUGAGUGCUUUCGAUUCCAAUAAAAGCCAACGAAAAGAGAGGUGUUGUUGUCGUAAUGGACCAAUCGUUUACUCCUCCUGCUGCAAUGUCGUCUUCUCAGCACGAACACGUCAAACGAAUGAUCAACUCCGAUCGCUACAAAUCGCCCUCCAAGACAAUCUACUCCGACAGGUUCAUACCAUGCAGAUCCGCUUCCAAUUUCCCCCUCUUCGAUUUGCCGGCGUCCGAGGACACCUGCGGUUGCAGCCCCUACGGCAACGCUCUCCGGACCGCGUUAUUCGGACCCAACACCCCCGAUAAAACGCGCCCUAAUAUAUUCCGUUACAAAACGGAGACUAAACACUCCAUGCACUCGCUCUCGCUAACGCCCUUCGAAUUUCACGAUGACGCUCUCCCUGGCUACGCCCCUAAUUAUCCACCGCUCAAGCGCGCUCGCAAGAUUCCUCACUCCUCUUUUAAGGUUCUGGAUGCGCCUGCGCUGCAAGACGAUUUUUAUCUGAAUCUCGUGGAUUGGUCCUCCAACAAUGUCUUGGCUGUGGCUCUGGGCAACUCUGUUUAUUUGUGGAACGCUUCCAGCAGCAAGGUAACUAAAUUAUGCGAAUUGGGGGUUGAUGAUUCCGUUUGUUCCGUUGGCUGGGCUCAACUUGGUGCCUACCUGGCAGUUGGAUCGAACAGUGGUAAAGUUCAGAUUUGGGAUGCAUCUCAAGGCAAGACAAUAAGAACUAUGGAGGGUCAUCGUUUACGUGUUGGGGCCUUGGCCUGGAGUUCAUCUCUUCUGUCUUCUGGUGGUCGGGAUAAAAACAUUUAUCAACGAGAUAUACGUGCUCAGGAGGAUUUUGUCAGUAAAUUGUCUGGGCACAAGUCAGAGGUUUGUGGACUGAAGUGGUCGUAUGAUAACCGUGAGUUAGCAUCUGGAGGAAAUGACAACAAGUUGCUUGUUUGGAAUCAAAACUCAACCCAGCCCAUCCUAAAGUUCUGUGAGCAUACAGCAGCUGUUAAAGCUAUUGCAUGGUCUCCUCAUGUUCAUGGACUUCUUGCAUCUGGAGGAGGGACUGCAGACCGGAGUAUUCGUUUCUGGAAUACAACAACAAACUCACAGUUAAACUGUAUUGACACCGGAAGUCAGGUUUGUAAUCUUGUCUGGUCCAAAAAUGUCAACGAAUUGGUAAGCACACAUGGCUACUCCCAGAACCAGAUAAUAGUUUGGAAAUACCCCACCAUGUCAAAGCUAGUAUCUCUUACAGGACAUACUUACAGAGUUCUUUAUCUUGCUAUCUCUCCUGAUGGACAGACUAUUGUUACUGGAGCUGGAGAUGAAACUCUUAGGUUUUGGAAUGUUUUCCCUUCACGGAAAUCACAGAAUACUGAGAGCGAAAUUGGAGCAUCAUCUUUUGGAAGAACUAUCAUCAGAUGACUCCAUUUAUCAUUUUUAUGAUAGAAGUGACGGAGAGAUAUUUCAGAACACCAUGGUGGAAAAUUUUGUAUGUAAGAGACAUCACCGUGGUCUGCUUUACCAACGAGGGAAGCCUUACGGGAGCUAUGAAGUUAAGAUGUAGAUGCCAAUGGUGGAAAUCCAUGCUCUUCAUGAGUUAUUUUAUUGAAGCAUCUAAGAGAUUUAUUUGUACAUAUCACUUUGGUUUUCUCCUUUUUAUUUUUUAUUUUUUUUAUCUUUCCAGUAAUGCGCCUCGCAUUAUAUUUGGAUAAAUUUUAAAUUAUAGAGAAGCAUCUUUUACAUGUAACGGAAUAACCUUUGUAUAUCGGAAGAUCAUACGGUGGUAUGGUUAAAUUUUUUAGCAAGUGAUACGAGAUAAGUUUAAUUAA
This is a messenger RNA of Cajanus cajan (pigeon pea), 1888 nucleotides long. Its product is annotated as B-type cell cycle switch protein ccs52A. Gene Ontology annotation, biological process: positive regulation of ubiquitin protein ligase activity; positive regulation of anaphase-promoting complex-dependent catabolic process; anaphase-promoting complex-dependent catabolic process. Gene Ontology annotation, molecular function: anaphase-promoting complex binding; protein binding; ubiquitin ligase activator activity. The record is from RefSeq and is a predicted model, not a curated record. Lineage: Eukaryota; Viridiplantae; Streptophyta; Magnoliopsida; Fabales; Fabaceae. Gene Ontology annotation, cellular component: anaphase-promoting complex.